Bombina bombina (fire-bellied toad) is the source of this 1362-nucleotide messenger RNA. Its product is annotated as zona pellucida sperm-binding protein 3. Lineage: Eukaryota; Metazoa; Chordata; Amphibia; Anura; Bombinatoridae. Gene Ontology annotation, molecular function: acrosin binding. Gene Ontology annotation, cellular component: extracellular matrix. Bases 1 to 1326 code for a protein of 441 amino acids. Gene Ontology annotation, biological process: egg coat formation; positive regulation of acrosome reaction; binding of sperm to zona pellucida. The transcript has 11 exons. The record is from RefSeq and is a predicted model, not a curated record.
AUGGGGUGCAGUAAAAGGUCCUGCUUGCGAGACAGUUUUGCAUUGGAGCUACGAAACUUAAAUGUACAUAGUUUUAGAGGGUCUAUAAUGCAAAAAGAAAGCUGCUAUAACCUUUUAGAACCUGUCAUUGUUACAGUAGAAUAUCCAUUCACUCCUCCGAGGUCAUUUUAUUACCAAUGCAAUGCCACAGCAAUUAGCUUGGCUUUUAAGAGUGACCCUCUAGGUAAAGGGGUGCUCAUUAACCCACAGAGCUUGUACCUCGGGACCUGCAAUCCCUCCAGCACCACCGUCCUGAAAGGCUACUUUGUCUUUGAGUACAGUUUAAGAGACUGUAGUUUUGCUUUUGUGAAGUAUGACAACAUUGACACUUAUAAUGUAAGACUGAUGUACAUACCCCCUAAUGAUUCACCGCUAUUGCCCAAGCAAUUUGAGGAGAUGAUAAACUGCACAUUCAUCAGGAUUCCACGCCCCACCCCGUAUCCAGUUACACAGAUCGUGUCUAAGCUGUCUGGAGUGGGGAAUCUCAUGUUCACUUAUCAGAUAAUGGAAGAUGACUUCUCUCAACCAAGUAGUAAAAAGGUGUUUGUGCUGGGUUACCCAAUAUCUAUUCAGCUUUCUGUACAAACAUCUGGUCACCUACCACUGCAGAUAUAUGUGGAUUACUGUACUGUGGCUCCUACACGUAACCUCAGUGAGGCAACAAGGACCUACAGCUUGAUAAACAACCACGGGUGUUUUAUAGAUGGAAAGGAAGCCUCUUCUGUUUUUGUUAAGCGUCCCUCUCCAGGGGUCAUCAGAUUAGUCUUCCAGGCUUUCCAAUUUCUGGAUUUCGAUACAGAUCUUUUUCUCCACUUCAGUCUUGUUGUCUGGGACCCUUUAAUUCUGACUGACCCCAGCAAAAAGGCUUGUUCUUUUAUCCGGAACUCUAAUAGGUGGGAGCUCUUGGAUAACCCAGCUAUCAGUUCUCUGUGCAGAUGUUGUGAUACAAACUGCAAGUCCCGUAAGAGGAGAGAUAUUCAAGGUGAAGUGCAAAGUGAUGGUCUGGUGCACAAUGUUGUGCUGGGACCCAUCCAGAUUCGGAGUUCAUAUUUAAUUGGAACUUAUGAAUGGAAGCAGAAUGAAUCCAGGGUAACUGAAUCUGAAUCCAAGGUUACUGAAUCAAAAUCGGAUGUCACUGUUCCUCCAGUGGUUGGAGCGCUCAUCAUUGAAGUGGUUGCAUUGAUGAUAGUGUUAAUAGGUGUUGCAUUGUACAGUCGCAAAGCCAUGAAGAACUCUGAGACUGAAUCAACUUGGCUUGUAGCUCCAGACAACUCUGAAAGUUCUUGAUGUAAUGGAUCAUAAAUAAAAUAUUUUGAAUAUAAA